CUGUGACCUGUGGUAAAGGCUACAAGCAAAGGCUGGUUUCCUGCAGUGAGAUUUAUACAGGGAAAGACCACUAUGAGUACGGUUAUCAGAACACUGUCCACUGUCCAGGCACACCACCACUAAAUGUGCAGUCAUGCUACCUAGGCGAGUGCCCUGUUUUGGCAUCGUGGAGAGUUGGAAAUUGGGGAAGUGUGAACUGCCAACAAGCUGCAAAGAAGCAACAAGACUCAAAGUCAUUACUGAGGAUGGCGAAUAUAUUCUGAAAGUUAAAGGAAGACUUUUAAAGAUAUACUGUGCUGGCAUGGACUCCGAUAGCCCUAAAGAAUACAUCACUUUGGUAAAUGGUGAUGCGGAGAAUUUCUCAGAAGUCUACAGCUACAGGUUACAUAACCCAACUGAAUGUCCAUAUAAUGGAAGCCGAAGAGAGAAUUGUCAGUGUAGGAAAGAUUACACAGCAGCUGGGUUUUCUGCCUUCAGCAAAGUAAGGCUGGACCUGAAUGCUAUGCAGAUAAUAACUACCGAUUUACAGUUUGCACAGACACUUGAUGGGAGACCUGUUCCUUUUGCCACUGCUGGGGAUUGCUACAGCGUAGCCAAAUGCCCACAGGGUCGCUUUAGCAUCAACCUCUCCGGAACUGGCCUGUCAGUAAUGCAGACCUCAAAGUGGCUUUCGCAAGGGAAUUACGCUGUUUCUGAAAUCACAAGAUCUCCU
This is a messenger RNA of Thamnophis sirtalis, 712 nucleotides long. The record is from RefSeq and is a predicted model, not a curated record. NCBI's taxonomy places the organism in Eukaryota, Metazoa, Chordata, Lepidosauria, Squamata, Natricidae.